Messenger RNA from Sciurus carolinensis (gray squirrel), 1992 nucleotides. RefSeq names its product steroid 21-hydroxylase. NCBI's taxonomy places the organism in Eukaryota, Metazoa, Chordata, Mammalia, Rodentia, Sciuridae. The record is from RefSeq and is a predicted model, not a curated record. Gene Ontology annotation, molecular function: iron ion binding; heme binding; steroid 17-alpha-monooxygenase activity. The transcript is spliced from 10 exons. The coding region runs from base 1 to 1485 and encodes 494 amino acids. Gene Ontology annotation, biological process: progesterone metabolic process; hormone biosynthetic process.
AUGCUGUUCCUUGGGCUGUUGUUGCUACUGACGCUAUUGGCUGGCAGUCGCCUGCUGUGGGGCCAGAGGAAGCUCAGGGGCUUCCACCUCCCUCCUCAUGCCCCAGGCUUCCUGCACUUCCUGCGACCCAACCUCCCCAUCUAUCUGCUCAGUCUCACUCGGAAACUCGGGCCCGUCUACAGAUUCCGCUUAGGGCUGCAGGAUGUUGUGGUGCUGAACUCCAACAGGGCCAUUGAGGAGGCCAUGGUCAGAAAGUGGGCUGACUUCGCUGGUAGACCCCGGGUACCAUCCUACAAGGUGGUGUCUCAGCACUAUCCAGACCUGUCACUAGGGGACUACUCCCUCCUCUGGAAGGCCCACAAGAAACUUGUCCGCUCAGCCCUGCUACUGGGCAUCCGUGAAUCCAUGGAGCCCCUGACGAAGCAACUGACCCAGGAGUUCUGUGAGCACCUGAGAGCCCAGGCCAGUGGCCCCGUGGCCAUCCAAAAGGAAUUUUCUUUCUUCGCCUGUAACAUCAUCUGCUGCCUCAUCUUUGGAAAAAAGGUCAAGGAUGACACCCUGGUAUAUGCCAUUCACAAUUGUGUUAGGGAUGUGAUGAAAGCCUGGAGCCACUGGUCCAUCCAAAUUGUGGACUUGUUUCCCUUCCUCAAGUUCUUCCCCAACCCAAUGCUCUGGAAGCUGAAGAAGAUCAUAGAAAAAAGGGACAACAUUGUAGAGCAGCAGCUGAAGCAGCACAAGGAGAGUUUGGUGACAGGCCGGUGGAAAGACAUGAUAGACUACAUGCUCCAAGAGCUGGGGAGGCCAAGAGAGGACAGUGACUCUGGACAACUCCUUGAAGGGCACGUGCACAUGGCCGUGGUGGACCUUGUCAUUGGUGGCAGUGAAACCAUGGCGGCCUCCCUCUCCUGGGCUGUGGCUUUCUUGCUUCACCACCCUGAGAUUCAGCAGCGACUGCAGAAGGAGUUGGACCUCCAACUGGGGCCUGGGGCCUCAAGCUCCCAGAUCCUAUACAAGGACCGAAUGCGGCUGCCCUUGCUCAAUGCCACCAUUGCAGAGGUGUUGCGCCUUCGGCCUGUGGUGCCCUUGGCCUUGCCGCACCGCACCACCCGGGCCAGCAGCAUCUUUGGCUACGACAUCCCUGAGGAUACAGUCGUCAUCCCUAACCUCCAAGGUGCCAACCUUGACGAGAUGGUCUGGGAGCGACCAGAGGAGUUCUGGCCUGACCGCUUCCUGAAGCCUGGCAAGAAUCCCAAAGUGACAUCCUUUGGCUGUGGGGCACGUGUGUGCCUGGGGGAACCGCUGGCACGCAUGGAGCUCUUCGUGGUGCUGGCCCACCUGCUCCAGGCCUUCACACUGCUGCCUGAGGGCACCCUGCCCUCUCUGCAGCCCCUGACCUGCAGUAGCCUGAACCUCUGGAUGCAGCCUUUUCAGGUCCGCCUGCAGCCCCGGGUCCUGGGGGUCCCGGGGCAUGACCAGUGCCAGUGAUGGGGCAGGAUCAGUGCCAGCCAGGUGCCUCAGUUUCUCCUUUAUUGCUCCCAUAGAAACCCCUCCCCCUCCCCCCUGUAAACAUGAUGCUGUGAGAUCACAGGCAGAGAAGACUUCCUCUGGUGGCUGGGAGGUGGAGGCAUCCCUGGCUCUUCUCUGGGUGUGACCCCUCAGUGCUCGGCAGUCAUACUGGGGUGUGAGAGAGGUGGGCAGCAGCUCAGCCUCCCCCUACGGGGGACCGAUAGCUUCUUGGUCUGAGCUUCAUUUCCGUAAAGGGCACGGAGAACUCGAAGCCCUUCCAGUGGUACCAGCUCACUCCCUGGGAAAGUUUGUCAAGAGUCAAAUCUGGACAUCUCAUCUGUCCCUAUCCUGCCCCUUUAGGAAGUGAUUAUCAGAGAUCUAUCCACUCUCCCCCACACCCCACCCACCCCCCUGCUCCCACUGCAACCCUCGGCUUCACAGGACUGACGUUUAAUCCUGAGUUGACAUUUUUCACCCAAUAAAUCA